Messenger RNA from Gorilla gorilla gorilla (western lowland gorilla), 6628 nucleotides. It is a transcript of the gene SAMD5, whose product is annotated as sterile alpha motif domain containing 5. NCBI's taxonomy places the organism in Eukaryota, Metazoa, Chordata, Mammalia, Primates, Hominidae. Bases 545 to 1066 code for a protein of 173 amino acids. Gene Ontology annotation, molecular function: protein binding. The record is from RefSeq and is a predicted model, not a curated record. The transcript has 2 exons.
CGCUCCCAGCGGCCGCGGGUCUGCGUGGAGAAGUCGCCUCGCGGCGCGGAGCGCGCCAGCGGCGGCGGCGGCGGCUGCCAGAGCGCGAGAUGCGGCGCGCAGCCGCCGGACCAUCCCGGCUGGGAAAACUCGCGGGCGGCACUGCGCAGCGCUGACCCGGCGCGGGUCCGAGGGGUGUGCCCCGGCCCCUCCCGCCUCCGCCCCCUCCCGCGCCAGUCGCGCGCCCCUCCCCGCGGCGGCAGCGGCAGCGGCGCAUCCAGGGGCGGCGCGGAGCCGAGCGGCGCGCCUUGCUCAGCCCAGCAGCCAGUGCCUGCGAGCUCCGCGGCUGCUUGGGGAAUUCACUUUGCUGCUUGUUCGCUUCUCCCUUCCUCAGGCUUCUUCUGAUGGUUUUCCGUCUCCGGCCCGAGCCUUUCCUUUAAAAGGAAAACUUUACUGCGAUACCCUUUUCCUCUUGGAGGAGAGGAUUAAAAGUUCCAAGAACUGGUGCCGCCCGUGCCAUUUGGGCGCUGGGAAGGUGCUCGGCGGCUGGGUUCCCGGUCCCACCAUGUGCACCAACAUAGUUUACGAGUGGCUCAAAGCGCUGCAGCUUCCUCAGUACGCGGAGUCCUUCGUGGAUAACGGCUACGAUGACCUGGAGGUGUGCAAGCAGAUCGGGGACCCGGACCUGGAUGCCAUCGGGGUGCUGGCGCCCGCGCACCGCCGCCGUAUCUUGGAAGCCGUGCGCCGGCUGCGGGAGCAGGACGCCAACGCCGCCGGCCUCUACUUCACGCUCGAGCCGCAGCCGGCGCCCCCCGGGCCGCCCGCCGACGCCGUCCCCACCGGCCGCCGGGGGGAGCCGUGCGGCGGCCCGGCCCAGGGCACCCGCGGGGACUCUCGCGGCCACACGACCGCCCCCCGCAGCAGGGAGCUGGUGAGCUACCCCAAACUGAAGCUGAAGAUCAUGAUCAGGGAUAAGCUCGUCCGUGACGGCAUCCACCUGAGCAAGCCCCCGUACUCCCGCAAGGUCCCAAUGGCUGGCAUCCUAGAGUACUUAAUGAAUUGGCCGAAGUCAUCACAGAGCCGCUAGAUAUCAUUUUUGAGACCUCGUGGAGGACUGAUGAGGUGCCUGAAGACUGGAAAAGGGCAUAUUUAGAACCUUCUUUCAAAAAGGGAAAUGGAUGAUGACCCUGGAAAUACUCAUCAGCUUAACUUUUUGCUUGGACAAAUUCUGGAAUAAUCAACUUAGUAAACUGGGUAACUGGCUUAUAAUAGCUAGAAAUAAGGCAGUGAACUAUCACGCAUAAAGAAGUACUGAGUUCAUUUUUUAAGAAGAUAUCAUGAUGAGAUACAGUCUUACGCAUUUCUUGGCAUUCUCCCUUCCAUUCUUAAUGAAAACAGAUGAGGUUGGCUAAGGCAUUUGAGUCAUAACUUAUUUUAAGUACAAUAUAACAAAAAGGUAGAUUUCUGACAGUAAGUAGUAAUUAUAUUAUUUCCAAAUUUGCUUUUAACUUGAGAACAGUAGCUUUAAUUUUUAUAUUCAAGCAUACACUCUACUUCAUUUCAUAUAGGACCAUGUUUUCAUAAGAUAAGACACAUAAUUCUAUGUAGAAUAGUUUGGUGAAGGAAUUCUUAUUUUAAGGUGCUUUUAUAUAGUUAUUUUGUAUAUUGGUACAAUGUUAAAGGUGAUGAAUUAAGGAACAUCACCAAGAGAGGACAAUUUCUUCUAACUUCUCUUUUUAAAUUUAAUCUGGCUGAGGUUUAGUAUUAGGACUAAUAAAAGUGUCUUGCUCUGACAUGUAUGAAGCAAGAGCUAGCUAUUUUACUUCAUAGCUAGUUUCUUGCACUCUGUGGAGACUGCCAGGGCCGCAGCCCACAGCCUGUUCUGAGCUGCAGUGCUUUAUCCCACCUUGCUCUCCAGGCUUCUGACUUCAGGCCUGUGGGGGCCGGGAGGUGGGCAGCAGCAGUGGCCUGAGGAGCCCUGUAGAACUACGGCCGAAAAAGAAAGUAGAUUGAGGUGGGGGCAGGAAAUUAACAUGAAUCUAGAGUUUUUCUAAUUCUUAUCGUCUUAUCGUUCUUGUGUUUGGAUGCUAGUAGUUUCUUUUUUUUUAGACAGAGUCUCGCUCUGUCAUCCAGGCUGGAGUGUAGUGGCACAAUCUUGGCUCACAGUGACCUUCGCCUCCCAGGUUCAAGGAAUUCUCCUGCCUCAGCCUCCUGGUAGCUGGGAUUACAGGCACGCAUCACCACACCCAGCUAAUUUUUUUGUAUUUUUAGUAGAGAUGGGGUUUUACCAUGUUGGCCAGGCUGUUCUUGAACUCCUGGCCUCAAAUGAUCCACUCGCCGUGGCCUCCAGUAGUGCUGGGAUUACAGGUGUGAGCCAUCACACCCAGCCUGGAUGCUGGUAGUUUUAUUUUCUGCUUAGAAAAUGCAACCAUGUUGAUGGGACCAAAAACUUAGUUGAAAGAAGCCAUGGCAAAAGAUGUUGACAUACAGCAGGCUCCUGAGGCUGUCAAUUUCUUAGAGCUCCCAAAUAGUACUGCAUUACGGGAUCUACUACUUAGAAGAAUGUACAAGAUGUAAGUUCCCAUCGGCACUGUCAUGGUAAGAAGAAUAAGAAACUCUCAAAGGAAAAGAAACUUACAUUCACUUUUUCCUGGUCCAUUUUGGUUCCUAAGAAUAGAUAGGCAAUUAAGAAGGAUAUUAGGUUUCUAAGGGCAAUUUUAACACAAUACUGCUUUAAAAAUCUGAAGUUUAAAUAGUUUAGCUAUUUCUGUAGGUUAAUUCAGGCACUGACUAAAAUCAGUCUCAUUAUCAUAUACAAAUGUAAGGAAGUUAAAUUUUAAAAGCAUGUAUAGGUUGUCCUUAAACUAUACAAAAGCUUUUAGUUUCAUCAGGAUUAUAUUCCAGUUAACCUUUCAUCUUUUUUUUUUUUUUCAAAUGAACUAGGGUCUUUAAAAUUCCUAAGUAGAUUCUUUUGAGUGGUAGGGGAGUCUGUAUAGAUUACAGAUAUAAUUUAUUGUGAUAACAAAUGGCUUCCUGUUUGACCUCAUUUCCAGGUGUCGCAUCUGUGGCUGAUUUAUUUCACAGAUGUACAUUUGCAUGUACUUGUUGAACUUUGCUAGGAAGGACUCAAUUUUUGAAAAAUCUGUUAUUUUCACUGUGGGCCUUAUGAGGCAAUCUACUGCAAUGGAAAAAGGGUUCCUUGGUCAUUUCAAGUUUUAUUUUCUAUUAGAGUAAUAUCUAACUUCAAUUAUUUUGCCAAGUUUAAACCUUCUCUCUAUGUCUACUGUUAGAAUUUGAAAAUAACAAUGUUCUACUUAAAGUAAGAGUCACAGUCAGCAAAAAAAGCCAAUGGAUUUUAAAAAGACAUCUUAGUUAAAGCUAGAGGAAGAAAACUUCAAAUAAGCAAAGAAGUAUUGAAGGAUGCCCACGAAUUCCUUUGCAUUAAAAUCAAGAUGAGGUAAGAGGUAAAAUAUAAGAGAAAGGGAUUAUUUUUACCAUGAAUUGUAUCUGGGGACAAUUAGUCUUAGAAGGAGUAAUUUUUUCAGCAUUUUUCCUCUGUAUCUGAACACCAAUAAUAUACUUAAUUUUUGAAUAUAAAAGAAGUAGCAAUUGACUAAGAAUAAAUAUGUUAUAAAAACUAGAGGAUUAUCUUGAUUUACAUUUCCUAGAGUAUUAAAAGAGAUUAAUUACAGACUUUCACUUGAUUAUAUUGAGGAGUCUGGAGGGUCAUAGCAAAAUUUUCUUUAGUUCAUCUUAAAAUUUAGGGAGGUAAAAAAAGAUUUUAUUCACGUAAAAGAUUUCUUGGCAUAGGGAAGGCAUAAUGUUAAGGGCUUCUUCCUUACCCAAGUGGGAGCUGAACCAGUAAUUGUGGGGAAAACUGCAUUUAUAGCAACAAAGGAUAGUAGUUUCUCAACCUGGAGCAUUCAAGCAAUUUCUCAGUUCAGAGAUAUUUAUAGCAUCUUGGUGUUAUGCAAUAAGCAAUGACAACAACAAGCAUUGAGCUUUCACUUUGGAGUUACUCAGAUCUGAGUUUAAAUUCUAAAAUUAUUCUAGUAGUAUUUUCCUGCGGUGAAUCUGUUAAGGAUGUAAGCUAUAGUGUAGCUUGGGGAAUCAUCUUGAACAGUUACGAAACUCAUUAAAGCUUCUUUUCCCUUGUCUGUAAAAUGGGAAAAAUAAAUACCUCUAUAGUUGUUAAGAGGCUUAAGAGUUCUAUGGCUUACACCCACAUACAGUCCUUGGCUCAGUGCUAGGCAUGUAGCAGGUGCUGACUGCCUCUCUCCCUUCCCUUCUUUACUCUCAGUUGUCUUAUUUCUUCUUAUGCAGAAGAGAUUACCUUAAAGCUGACUAGAAAACUCAGACAUAAAUUGACAUUUCCUUAUCAUUGCCUGAAACCCACUGAAUAAGUCCCCUUUGAUUUCUCUUAGGAAGGAUAAAAAAGGCUACAGUACCUGCUCAUCAUAGGAGUUCAGUAAAUGUUUAUUGAUUGAAUGAAAAGAAUUUGAUUUAAGGAAACAAUAACACUCCAUCUUGGGCAACAGAGCAAGAUCCCGUCUUGAAACAAAACAGAACAAAACAGCAAAUUCAUAAAGGCCAGCAGUUUUCAAGUCUGGGGAAAUAGGCACAUGGACAGAUUAUAUGAAGGUAUUUCAUUAGCUUUCUUCUCUUUAUGGCAGCUUCAGAUUGAUAAAUUUGAGGUACAAAUGAGUGAGUGACAUAUGUAUAUUUUCCUCUGAUUUUAUGACUGAUUUACAAAUUAGGAGUGCAAAUGGGCUAUUCCCCGAUAGCAUCUUCUGGGAAGAAUCCAACCAAGAUACAAAGCAGAUGAUGGUAGAUCGGCAAACUCUUUUCUAUGAAAAGAAAAACCAGAUAUACCAGGGACUGGAAAGCACCUGCUUGAAAAUUGAUAUGAGCAUGUCUGAAUUUUUCCCUUAUAAGAGCCUGAGUAUUGUAACAGGUCUCUUGCACAGGGGGUUGAAAAAUAAAAAAAGAAGUUAACAUAAUUAAAAUGCUUGGACAAAACAUUUGCUUUAUAUAGAUUCUUACAUGUAAUAUUUGAUUAGGUAUCAAAAUAGGUUUAGGCAGGUGGAAGUUCUGAAUUUCAAGGCAAAUAAGGCAUAAAGGGUGGAACAUUGCAUCUAGGGAAAAUAAGAGAAAUAAGUGAAAGUCUGACCCUACAUUGCCAAUUCUCAGACCAAGUACAAAGUAUUAGGAAUUUUUUAUAUCAGCUGACAUCUUGUGCUUAGAAUAAAGCCAUAUAGAUGAACACAUAGUUACUUUAUUAAAUCAAAUGAGUUGUGCAGAGCAGAGCAAAUCUAUUAGGCUUUCUCUUUUAGAGUUUUCUAAUUUUACUCUUAUUAGCUCCCUCAGUUGUCAUCAAUUACAUAUUCCUACAUCAGAUAUUUUACACUAUCAGAUUCUUUGAUUAAAAAAUCAUCUUCAGCUUUACAUUAUUAAUCUCUGAGGACAUAAAAUCAAAUAACUUUCUAGUCCAUGAUCAUUAAUCACUACUAUUUUAGAUAUUUCCAUAAAAGGCCUAAAGGGAAAAAAAAAUGGUAGGUAGUUCAGAAAAAAAUGGCCGGGCACGGUGGCUCACGCCUGUAAUCCCAGCACUUUGGGAGGCCGGGGUGGGCAGAUGAUUUGAGGUCAGGAGUUUGAGACCAGCCUGGCCAACAUGGUGAAACCCUGUGUCUACUGAAAAUACAAAAAAAUUAGCUGAGUGUGGUGGUGUGCGCCUGUAAUCCCAGCUACUAAGGCAGGAGAAUGGCUUGAACCCAGGAGGUGGAUGUUGCAGUGAGCUGAGAUCGCGCCAGUGUGCUCCAGCCUGGGCAACAGAGUGAGACUCUGUCUAAAAAAAAAAAAAAAAAAAGAAAAAAGAAAAAUUGAAGAACAUAUCUUUUCUACUUAUGAAAUAGAUAAUUUUUUAAAAUUGUUUAAACUCCUGGAAAUUAAGUGUUAUUUUUUAUUACUGCAGUUGAGAGAUACCUUUUCAGAGGAAAACAAGAGGCUAAAUUCCAUGUUAAGAGCUAAGUAGUAUUUUUUUCUUAACAAUUUUGCCAAAAUUUCUUCUACUGGACCAAAAGGAAAUAAAUCUACAAUAAAUCUACUUUCUAAAUAUUAUUUAAGAUGGGAAAUGUCUUUUAUAGGUAUAUUCUGUAUAAUACCCUUAAUUAGAUGAAUUUUCCCUUAUCAUUCCAAAAAUGAAAUGCUGUGUUAAAUAUCUCCAGGGCAAAGUGGUAUGUUGACUGGGACAAACGUUAGAAAUUGUAUUGUUCAUUGCAGUUGUUGCCCUGUUCCCCAAGCUUGUCAAUGUUUAGAGAUACUAUUCGGGUUGCUAAAGCCAUUAUUCAUAGAAAAUUUCUGCCCCUACAGAAGUGUGUGCAUGGGCCUUGGAAAAUCUACAUGUGUAUAUCUGAGUAGCGAAGCACAGAUUCACUCUAAUUGAAAGCAGCAGUUUGGUUUUGUAAAUGUAAUUGCAAUUGACACUUUCUUUUCCCUUUCAGUUAUUAUUUUUUUUAAAGGACGUUAUGAGAAGGCACUAUGAAAAGCCUAAUUGGAAUAGCAUUAUGAACCAUGUAAUGUAUGCCCAUGCACACUGUGAUUUGCAAACGUAUGUCCGCUCUUCAAUAAAUGUUACGGCUUUCACAGCGGU